AUGCCGAGGGUGUACAAGCCAGAUCCUCGUGGCAAGAGAUAUAAAAAGUAUAGCAAGGAACUCAUCGAGCAGGCUCUUCGUGAGUAUAGCGAGGGGAGAAAUUCCUUGAGCAACGUUGCCGAAAAAAUUCAAAUUAAUAAAUCUGUCCUCUAUAGACACAGUAUUAAAAAUGUGAAGAACACAGUGCUAUCAAAGGAGACAGAACUUCAAUUUAUCAAAUACAUUAACGUAUGUGCCGAAUGGGGAUAUCCUAUGGAACUUUAUGACUUAAGGGUUUUAGUUAAAAAUUAUUUGGAUAGAUUAGGCGUUACGGAAAAAAGAUUUAAAAAUAACUUACCUGGGCCGGAUUUCACCAGAAGUUUUUUGAAAAGGCAUAGUGACAAAAUAACUCAGAGGGUAUCACAAAAUAUUAAGAGGAAUCGAGCUGCAGUCUCUCCAGAUACUAUUAAAGAGUAUUUUCAACAGUUACAAAUUUCUAUUAGUGAUGUUCCGAUCGAAAAUAUAGUCAACUACGACGAAACGAAUUUAGCUGAUGAUCCCGGCAGAAAAAAGAUCAUUACUAAGAGAGGAACAAAAUACUCUGAAAGGGUGAUGAAUUCUUCAAAAGCUUCAAUUUCAAUUAUGAUGGCGUGUACGGCUGCAGGAGAAAUCUUACCCCCAUAUGUAGUUUAUAACGCUCAGAACUUAUUCGAUACUUGGAUAAAAUCUGGCCCAAAAGGAGCCCGUUAUAAUAGAAGUCAAUCUGGCUGGUUUGAUUCUAACAUUUUUGAGGAUUGGGUAAACAGUAUGAUAAUUCCGUUUUUUGAAUAUAAACCCGGUAAAAAAUGUUUGAUAGGUGAUAACUUAUCAUCCCACCUAUCAAUUGAUUUAAUAAGAAAAUGCUAUGAAAAGGAUAUACAUUUUAUUUUCUUACCAGCCAAUUCCACGCAUAUUACGCAACCACUCGAUGUUGCGUUCUUCAGACCGAUGAAAAUAGCAUGGAGAGAAAUAAUUUUACAAUGGAAGAAAAUUGAUGGUCGAAAUCAAUCUUCGAUUCCGAAAGGUUGUUUUCCCAAAUUACUUAGUAAAUUAAUGGAAAAAUUAAAAGAAAAUGGCUCAGCAAAUGUUAUUUCUGGCUUCAGAAAAACAGGGAUAAAUCCCUUUGAUUCCUCAGCGGUUUUAAAAAAAUUGCCUGAUUGGGACAAUCAAGCUGAACAGUCCGAAAUCGUUGAUGAGACAAUCUUGGAGUAUUUAAAAGAUAUGCGAUACGGGACCAAUAAUAUAGUUGAACCAACAAAAAAAAAAAAGAAAAAGCUUCAGGUUCAUCCAGGAAAAAGUGUGUUAUUAUCGAGCGAUGAAGACUAUAUUGAGACGACUGACCCAGAAUACCUUGUUUAG
Molecule: messenger RNA, 1377 nt
Organism: Parnassius apollo (apollo)
Lineage: Eukaryota; Metazoa; Arthropoda; Insecta; Lepidoptera; Papilionidae
Source: the annotation of a GenBank genome assembly